Molecule: messenger RNA, 217 nt
Organism: Colletotrichum acutatum
Lineage: Eukaryota; Fungi; Ascomycota; Sordariomycetes; Glomerellales; Glomerellaceae
Exons: 1
Coding region: 25-216 (63 amino acids)
Source: RefSeq, a predicted model, not a curated record
GCCGUUAGCUAUAAGUAUGUUUUCAUGAAGUCCUAUGCGGUAGUCUACCUCGAGGCUCGGGCCUUAGCACCCGUCCGAAGCCCGAUGACGACGUCUUGUAGUUGCAGGCGCGCAUCAGAGUCACAGCCAAGACAAAAGACGAACCUGGUCGCAAGCGUUCGAUCAAGAUUCAGAGGAGAUUCUGAUAUGCGCAUUUGGUUUUACGGCAUGUUCUGAG